Messenger RNA from Microthlaspi erraticum, 453 nucleotides. Lineage: Eukaryota; Viridiplantae; Streptophyta; Magnoliopsida; Brassicales; Brassicaceae. The record is from the annotation of a GenBank genome assembly.
AUGGGAAGUCUUGUCCAUUUACCUCUUGAGCUGGAAUAUAGAGCUAGAUGGGCAAUUAAGUUCCUAAACAUGGAGCUAAGUACAGCUCAGGAGAAGAGGGAAAUGGACCUCCACGAGCUAGAGGAGAUUCGCUUGGAUGCUUAUGAGAGUUCUCGAAUAUACAAGGAGAGAACUAAGGCCUUCCAUGACAAGAGAAUCACUCCCAAGGUUUUCAAGGAGGGAGAUGAUGUGCUCCUCUACAACUCAAGGCUCAAGCUAUUCCCUGGGAAGCUUAAGUGUCGCUGGUCAGGACCAUUCAAGGUCAAGGAAGUGUUGCCUUAUGGAGCCAUCACCCUAGUGAACAACAAUGGAGCUGAGUUCACGGUUAACGGUCAUCGGUUGAAGAAGUACAUGGGGAGUCAAAGCAUUGGAGAGGGAAGUUCAAUCCGUCUCCAUGAUCCACCCCAAGCCUAA